Molecule: messenger RNA, 1997 nt
Organism: Solenopsis invicta (red fire ant)
Lineage: Eukaryota; Metazoa; Arthropoda; Insecta; Hymenoptera; Formicidae
Exons: 8
Coding region: 498-1691 (397 amino acids)
Biological process (GO): sensory perception of smell; detection of chemical stimulus involved in sensory perception of smell
Cellular component (GO): plasma membrane
Molecular function (GO): odorant binding; olfactory receptor activity
Source: RefSeq, a predicted model, not a curated record
ACUUUUUGCAGAGACUAUAUGGGUAAUACAUUUUUGAAUUAUGAGCUUUACUAGGUAUGUAGCUUCACAGUCGAAAAAAAUUAAUCUUGAGUGAAAGAACCAAGUGUAUUCUAUAAGCGCGUACAUUGAAAUGAAUUUACGACGCUAAGAAAGGAGAAAUGCGCCUGCGUGAGCUUUCUGCAAACUUUAUGAGAAAAACACACCUGUUAAAUUACCUUUCAUGUAAAUCGAUAACAAAUGUGUAGUCAUAGUCAGUUAUUAAGAAGUUAGUUAAAUUGGGUGCGUUUAGAUGUUAUGGAAAACAUUGGCACAAGUAGUCAUUAUUAUUUAACAAAAUUAUAAGAGGGAAAUAAAAAAUUAUAAGAGAAAAAGGGAGAUGAAUUUUACGAUAUCUUCAGUUUUCAUAAUCAGUAAUAUUUAGAAACUCGCAGAGAAAUGAUACCUUCGAUAACUCAGUAUUACAGUAUAAACAGAUUUCAAUUACUUCUUGUCGGUUUAUGGCCCUAUCAACAAUCCACAUUUACUCGAUUUCAAUUUAUUUUUAUCUUUUUUAUGUUGAUGACAGGUAUUAUAUUUCAGGUAAAGAAAUUAAGAAUAUUAUCGUAACAUUUUUAUUAACACAAUUGUGUAUAAAAUUGUAUAAAAUUAUUUAUUUGCAGCUGACACCGUUAAUAAUAUUAAAAUGUACUUCAAAACUUGUUGCUAAGAUAUUGUCUUCCGUAUCUUUCUACACAGUGUUCGUAAUAAAGCAUAACGCAUUCCAUCUUAAAAUUGAAGUUAUGAAAACUUUACUGAUGGAACUUCAAUACGUAUUUAAUAAGUUAAAGGAUGAACAUGAAAUCGCUAUUGUAGAGAAAUAUAGUUGUAUUGGAAAGCGUUUCACCAUAGGACUUACAGCAUUUGCAUUUUGCGGACUAGCUAUUGGCACUUUAACUCAAUUUUGGUCGGAAAUACUUACUCUUGUUGUUGUAUCGAUAAACGUGUCUCAACCAAAUAACUUACUCAUUAUGACGGAGUAUUUUAUCGAUCAAGAAAAAUAUUUUUAUCUGAUUCUAUUUCAUAUACACUCAGUGUUUUGCAUCGGAUGCUAUAUAAUGGUAGCAGUAGGUUCGAUGGGCAUUACGUAUUUUCAUCAUACUUGUGGAAUGUUCACAAUUGCGAGUUAUCGUAUCGAGCAUGCAGUAAACCUUGACAUUUUACAAAAUAUUACACUAAAAGAUAAGAUUUUAAUGACUGAAGGCAUAAUAAAUGCCAUUGACAUUCAUCGGCAAGCUAUGAAAUUGUGUAAGCAUAUGCUUUCCGCACUCGAGACAAUGUUGUUUAGUUUAAUAGUUUGUGGAGUGCUUGUCUUGAGCCUAAACCUAUUUCAAAUUGCAAUGAUUGAAAAUAGUCUUGUGGAAUUGUUUUUUCCAUCUUUUUUUGUACUUUCUAGUGUCUUAUAUAUGUUUAUGGCCAACUAUAUGGGGCAAAUUGUAACAGAUCACAAUAAUCACAUAUUUUCUACUGCAUACAAUGUACAAUGGUAUAGAGUCCCAAUACAUGUACAAAGGAUGAUACUAUUCCUAUUACAAAGAGAAACCAGAGAAUUUGCUUUAAAUGUUGGUGGGUUGUUUAAUGCAUCUAUGGAAUGUUUUGCCAUGUUGGUUAAGGCCUCAGUAUCUUACUUUACUGUUAUAUAUUCUACGCGAUGACGAAGCAAUAAGUUUAAUAAUAGCAUAGAUAGAAUAUAAUUAUUAAGGAAUUUGUAGAAUUUAUAUUUAGAAAGUAAAAGGAUUAAUUUAAAAAAAAUGUAAUUCAGCUUGAGAAAAGUUGAUAAAUAGGUACCAGUCGGCAAAUUGUAUUAGAUCAAUAUGUCUAUAUAUUAGCAUGUUUUUACUUAGUAUCAUUUAGUGACAAAAAUGUAAAAUAAAUAAUGUAUGAGUAACACAAACAAAUAUUUAAAAAAUUACACUUUAUUUUAAGCGUGCUAAUAAAGUUUUAAAAAAUCAGAGAUGCAA